AAGACCAUCAUACGAUGAAUACCGUAACCAAUCGAACUGAAUCGGCGUUAUGUGUCAUUUCGAUGAACCUUCUAUCUUCCCAACAACCUGCUCAAAAACAAACUUUUGGGGAAACCAUUUUGAUUCUUUUCCGUUGGAAGGGAAGUAUUUACAAGACGAUCUGGAAGCAGAUGUUGGUGUACUGCGUUCUUUUCUAUUCGUUGACAAUAGUGUACAAGGUUGGUCUUGACGAAGAAGGCAAAAUAGCAUUCAGGGCGCUGGCCAAAUAUUUUUCCAAACAAACGGGUUCCCUAAAUCUCAUGAUAAUGUUGGGGUUCUUUACGACAACAGCCAUGCAACGUCUAUUCACGAUGCAUACAGCUAUGCCUGGAACGGCAAAACUCGUCUCAUUUUUCCUGAUGUCGAUCAAACAAGAUUUACCUGAAGGUGCCGUUCUUGUUGAGCAGUUCGCACGGUGGGCGGUCCUUUCUUGGGUACUAACUUAUCGUAUCGUCAGCAAACCGCUUCGGGAUUUAUUUCCGGACAUGGUAUCACUUCAAAGAGCAGGUUUGAUUCGAGAGAACGAGAGGUAUCUUCUAGACAGGGUAGAGCCCAUUGCCGCGAACACGACACCACGCCCUCUACUGCCCAUCGACUGGAUGCUUCUGUUGGCAAGGGAUUGUGCAACUGAAAAUCGUUACCCCGAUAAAGGCAAUUACGUCAAACUCCUUGAUUUUAUCUUGGGCUUCAAGAAAAGCUGUGGUAACACAAUAAAGUUUGCAACCAAAAAUCUUCCUCACGCUCUCAUUCAGGCUGCGAUAAUAUUCGUCUACGUUUAUGGGCUGAUCACGCUGAUGUCGCGUAAUUUUGAUGGAGCAGAGAAGGACGUGUUUUUGGAAGGAUUUGUAAGUUACGUCCCCGCAAUGCCCAGCUUACAGUUUUUCAUUUUCCUUAUUUGGCUUAAUUUUGGCCGCACCGCGGUCAAUCCUUUCGGAAGUGAUGACGACGAUAUCGACGUCCAACAACUGUUAAAAACUCACGUUCAGGACUCCCUUCGGUUGGCAAGCCUCUAUAAUAAAGAAUUGGAUGACAUUUUCGACAACAUGCCAUAGAGAAUCAUACCAUAGAGAACUAACACAACACACACACAGAAUAGUUAUUACAAUACCGACAAAGUGGUGUUUUACCCGACCAAAGCAUCUCUAAUUAAACACAUUAAUCACUUUCAUUCGUAAUUUUCCAUUAAUGACGAACGAUUUGAAUGGAAACGCCAUAUGUGUUAUGCAUCUCAUUGGCUCACGGAAUGUUGAAGUAAAUACAAAAAUAAUUGUGCUGUUAGUAUUUUUGAUGUUAAAGCGCUAACUCACAAACAUUAUGUCCAAUAAACUUUACUGUUAA
Molecule: messenger RNA, 1377 nt
Organism: Daphnia pulex (common water flea)
Lineage: Eukaryota; Metazoa; Arthropoda; Branchiopoda; Diplostraca; Daphniidae
Product: bestrophin-4-like
Exons: 13
Coding region: 15-1091 (358 amino acids)
Molecular function (GO): chloride channel activity
Source: RefSeq, a predicted model, not a curated record